Toxoplasma gondii ME49 is the source of this 2602-nucleotide messenger RNA. RefSeq lists its product as hypothetical. Lineage: Eukaryota; Apicomplexa; Conoidasida; Eucoccidiorida; Sarcocystidae. The record is from RefSeq and is a predicted model, not a curated record. The transcript is spliced from 4 exons. The coding region runs from base 602 to 2602 and encodes 666 amino acids.
AGUGUAAACGGCUCUGAGCAUUUUUCACCAUGUGGUAAGGUCAUCCUUGGUCUAAACUGCCUGUUUUUCCCGAGAUUUCCUGCGAAUCUCUAAGUUGAGAGGUCCGCCAUGUGUCUAAUGUGCGGUAGUGGUCCGGUCUAAUCGAGAGAAGACAUCAAAGCUCUUUAAUGGCGACACCAUCCAUUGAAAGCCAAUUCAAACCACAGUCAUUGAGUGUCUUUUAAUUCCACGUCUGUAAAUGGAUUUUUAUUCGGCUUGCCAGGGGGUAGCUUGUCUCUCUGUCAGGGGUUUUGAGUCACUGUGAACAAGCCAGAACUGUUCGAGUUUGAGCUCGGGGACUCUCGAGGUCACCGAGACCUGCGGCUUUACAUGGCCUACACAAGUGGCCUGUGGCGGUAAGAAGUUCCUUGCCCUUUAUGUUGGGAUCAAUCUUUUCGCUUGGAUUCCUCGUGGCGAGUUAUGGCUUGUAGAUGGUCGCUGCCACCCACUUCAACGACGCAGUGAGCCGCUACAGUCUCCAACCGACUGCAGACAUUGGUUGAAAUUCCCUCCAAAUUUUAUCUUCGCCGUCAAAAAGAACUCCGUUGCGUUCUCGGCUGCAAUGGCGGCGAUGGUGUCGUUUGCCUCGUCCUUGCGCUGUAAGAGUGUAGGAGACGAUGACAGACGCGAUAAACUAUCGAAAGACCGCGACAGAGAUGGUACAGGAGUUAGCGAUUUCCCUGGGCCUUUCACACCUUACACUCUGCAAACACAAAGAGGAAAACAGAGCCCUCCACAUCUUCCUCAGCGGGCCAGGAGCCAUGUCUCUCCGGUUGGGCAGUACAUCAGGCGCAGCAUCUACGCACCCGAGGAAGCGGGUCCAACUCCGAGGACUCCUCGAAGUUCUCUUACCCCGUCGGCCGGGAGGACUCACAGUCAGGGAAAGACCAAGUUUCCGCAGUCAUCACGAGUCAGAACUUCAGCAUCGAGGCUUCAACAAAAAUCAGACCAUGCUGGAGUCUGUGCUUGGAAAGACAGCCCCACUACCGGUGUCGCUUCAGGCACCUCUACAGCUGGAGCAAGCCCAGCGAAGAGAUCAGACUACGUGCGACUAGAACAGUGCUUGCUUUCAACAGAGAAGGGUUUGUCCGCUCUUAAGUCGGAGCUGCGGCGUGUGGGGGGCCCUUACGCUGUCACACCGUCACUACAUGUUGACCUUGGCGAGAUGAUUGAACGGGGUCACUCGACGACUCGUGGGCACUCACCAAGAGGAAUAGUGACUGAAAGGGGAGGAGGAAGGCAUGGAGCGUCCAGCGCUGCCUCAUUUACGGCGGUACGCUCCCCCUCAGCCCGUGGAAGGCGGUUGGGCCUUGCAACACCGCGGUGUCAACCAAGUAGGGGACGAGCAGAGCGUCUCAGCAAAUCUAUGCCCCCUCGGUCAGACGCAGCCGUGAAGAGACCGAGUGGUUCUCCGCAGCCCUCUGACAUGAGGAGAACAUUGGUUCGAGAAACGUCAAGGAGAGUCGCUGCAGCUCGAGACAACGUGUCGCCACUAGGGUCCUCAGCAAAGUGUGAGAGAAGUCUUCCGAAGCAAGGUCCCACGAAAGGCCAUACGGGAAACACAGAAAUUGCUGCUGCGAGGGGCCUGUCACCGAAGCUUGAAGCGCUUAUUUCUGACGACGAAAAACAAAGAUUCAGGGCGGCCUGGAAGGAAGCUCAUGCGCAGUUGGCAGCCAAAAUGAACGAGUGGGUUCAUGGAUUACCCGAGGAAAUUCGAAAUCAGGUCACAAGGGCUUCUGGUGUGGACGCGAAGUUUCUCAUGCUCCGAGAUUAUGCGUUAACGCUAUGCAGUGCUGCAGAAAACAGAACUGCAACUUUGUCAGAUGCUCGCGUCAGGAACGACGAGUCUAUGCGGUGUCAGGGAACCGAGCAUUACAAAGCGGGAACGAUGCUGGUGGAAGUCCAAGGCGGGCUGCUUGCUGCAUCAAAGAAGGUCCAGCAGCUAGACCGCCUGAUUCGUCUGACACUGACGCAGAGACGCUUUUCAGAACAACAAGUGAAGUCCACUCACGACAACGGAAGCGCUACAAAAGGAAGCACGUCCCCUUACACGGCUUACACGUCGAUAUAUUCGUCAGAUUUGCCGCGAAAGAGAAACUUCCCCGGCGGUGACUGUCCAGUGCCUGUAGAGAGACAGAAAGCGCUUGGAGAACCAUGGGAGGAAAGUCUACUUGGCACGGAUGGUCAUCAGCAGUGCGAGUCUACGCCAGCGAUUGAACGAGCUGUCUUCAUUAAUGAAGACGAUACUCUGGAUCAAACCGUUGUGGACGCGGCCAGAACAUGUGGUUACUCGUCGCAUACGCCGAGCAGCACUUCCGAGGGAACAGACCAUCACUUGUGGCUUUCGUCAGACCCCCCGUGUACCAGCAGUGCCAGACACAAGUCGAGUGAAAUAAAUGCAAAUAACGAGUCUCUCACACAGCGUCGGCAACCCUGUAGAGAGACCAGUAAGGCUUCAGCCGAUUUGAGCUUGUCAGUGAUUCCGCCGGAGGGUUUGAGCUUGAAUGAAGAUGUUUCGUGGGCACAGAGUUUUAUUUCGGAUUGGUACGCGAAUCGCAGAUAG